This is a messenger RNA of Lytechinus pictus (painted urchin), 6284 nucleotides long. RefSeq names its product leucine-rich repeat-containing protein 57-like. Gene Ontology annotation, molecular function: protein binding. The coding region runs from base 1 to 546 and encodes 181 amino acids. The transcript is spliced from 4 exons. The record is from RefSeq and is a predicted model, not a curated record. NCBI's taxonomy places the organism in Eukaryota, Metazoa, Echinodermata, Echinoidea, Temnopleuroida, Toxopneustidae.
AUGUCGGUGGAGAACCGGUGGCAGCUGGGGUCGUUAUCUCGUCACCGACUUAUUUUGCCGGAAGAGUUCUUCUCGCUGAAGAAGCUUGAUACACUCUGUUUAUCAGGUAACCGUUUGACGAGCAUCCCAUCAUCCAUCACUAGACUGUCUUCUCUGAAAUCUCUUCACCUAUCUGGCAAUCAGAUCAAGAACUUUCCUACAGACAUAGGGGCCCUAAGACAUCUCGAUGUACUGGAUCUAUCAAAGAACCUGAUAACGCAGAUACCCGAUGGCUGCCAGACCAUCCAAGCCAUAGAAAUCAAUGUUAACCAAAAUCAGAUCUCAACGAUAUCUGACUGCGUAUCCCAGUGCCCGAGACUGAAGGUGUUGAGAUUAGAGGAGAACUGUCUUCAUAUCAACGCUCUACCAGCCAAGCUGCUCACUGAAUCUCAUGUCUCGUUACUAGCCCUUGAUGGAAAUCUCUUUGAGAUGAAAAAGUUCCAGGAGGUCCACGGAUAUGAAAAGUACAUGGAGCGAUACACAGCAGCUAAGAAGAAAAUGUUUUGAUGUGGAGCUAGUUGAUGCUAUGUGAGGCUAUCUCCAAGGUCCUGCUGCUCAAAAAUGAAGUUGUAGCUGUGCAGAUUUCAUAUAUGGUGCUAACAUGGUUGACUACUGUCAUGCGAGUUUUGUUAAAAAUCAAGCAUUAUAACCAGUAUCAUACUCUUCACGUUCGGGUACUGGUAAGAAACUUAGGCCAAGAAUCAUACAACUGGUUCUAGGACAUUCAAGGACAACUCCCCAGUGCCUGGCAAGUUAUCUUCAAAUUAGAUAUUGUUCGGUUAUCGUGUGGAUAUUGUUUGGUUGACCUAACUGCUGGCUAUCUGCAAUGAAUCGUCUUUACAUCAAUUACAUUUCAUAUGCUGGAAUCACAUUAAAUUCAACAUAUCAUUUCAUAUAAACUGGUAAUUGUAAUGAAUUAAUCAUCCCCAUCUUCUAACAAUUCAACAGAAGCCAUUUUUCGUUUUCUGUCAUCAAUAUUUCAUAAGUCUCCUACUCACGCGCCAUCUGUCAGUCGCCAUUUUGAACCAUGGUAAUGUAUGUGGAUCUGAGCUGCUAUAUGUAGAGUCACAGUAAGCGCCACAAAUGUUUUGGUGACAUUGUGCCGUCUGAUGUCCAGAGUCCUGAUUUCGAUAUUCAGUUGGUAUUUGCAGUAGGGUUAUGAACAGCGCCGCUCUGACACUUUUAUACUGACAAUAGAAUUACAUGUAUUAAGGUCCACACACAAUGUACAUUCCUCAAACAUACAUGUGUCUACUAUAAGUUAAGUGGUUAAGGUGUUCCUUAGGAGACUUCAUCUCCAAGAUCUCUUCCAUGAGGGAUGUUUUCUAAGAGUGUAAGUAAGAUCAUGUGUGAAUGGUAUCUGGGGAAGUUGUCUGUCUAUAGGAUCUGUUCUUCUUGAGGAGUUGUCCUGUCAUGCAUACGACUGAAGGUAGCUUCCUAUAUCCAGAACCCAGAAUAUCCAGAAGCAGGUUUGAUUGUUAGAAACUGCACUUUUGUACUUGUUUCAUGCGAAGACAUGAGACAUGUAGAUUGUUUAUUGACCGAUGUAUCAGUCUUUAAUAACAAACUGUGAUGCAGAGAUUGAUUGUUGGCAUAACUUCUUAGAUCUGUCUUGAGAUGUUUGAACAUCCUGUAUCCUGAAGAUCAAGGAAGUAAAUAGCCGAGUUUAAACCUGGCAAGGUUACGCAUUGAUUGGAAUGGUGAUUUUUAGAAAGAUAGUUGGUUUGACAAAGGUUCUAUUGUAAUGUGAGGCAUGGAUGCAAUAUACACCUACACGUUUCAUGUUAUUCGGAUAUGGUAUGCUAUUAUUCAAUUGUUACGUAUUUAACAUUUUCCUUUUAAUUCAAUUUUGGUAAAUGAUGGUCAAUCAGUGAUGGAAAUGACAAUCUAAUGGAAUGUGAUUUGGGAGAUGCUUCUACUGUUCUUUCAUACCCUUAGUUUUGAAGUUAUCUCAGUAAACAACUUUAAAUGAUAUUUUUCCCUUUUUUAUCCUGUUAUAGGAAUGUUUGCUUCUUGAAUUUGUAUAUUUCAUAAUGAUGAUAUCUUAUCCAAGUAUGCACUUGUAAAUGAGCCUUGCUAUCAAAAUAAUUCAACCUUGAUUACAAUAAUUGGUUGAAUUAAAUUGAUAUUAGACUUUUUUAUUCCUUAAGUUUAUUCUCAUAUGGAUUGGGAUGAAUUGUGUGGGUAUAAUGAAGGAAUUAUGAUUAGUAAUAGUAAAAUUAGUAUUACUCAAUUAGGUUUUUUUUUCUCCAUCUCCUUUGCCUCUGAGAUGAAAAGAUAGCAUGAUCAAUUCAAUUGCUGUGUGACACUUUCUUAUAUAAGUGAAUAUGUGUCAUACAGUUGGUCCACUACACUGGAAGUUACUUCUCUGAUGAUACAAAACCAACCAAAAAUUGUAUGAUAGCUGGACGGUCAAUCAACAAUCAAUUUUGUUGAAAUUUUUUUUUUAUCAAAUGCUGAAUUAUUCCAAUAUUUAUCACUCAAGUAUCAGUUAGAUUUUUCAAUGUGAAAACUGACAUGAUAUUAAUAUGUUUUAGGGUUGUUUUCAGCUUAAAGUGGUAGAUUAUAUUCUUUUUGAGGAAUUUAAAAGUGUGCCUAUUGCUGACUGACACCAUCAAGUAAUUUGCCUACAGUUUUCAACCUACAGUGUAUUCAACAAAUACACCUUCAGUUUCACAUCAGGAUAUUUCAAGGGGGAGGUAACUGUGUGUGGUGCGAUUGACUGUGUGUUAUGAAUACAUAGUCUUAAAAUAUACGUUUUCAGAUAUCUACUAAUACUACAGAGAAUAAAUACCUAUAAUUGUAUUUGUAUAGAGAAACUAAAAUGUUUUGAGAGGAAAAGUAAUUGGUAACAUAAAUAUUGCGGUAUAAAUGUAUUGAGUCUUUAAUUAGCAUGUUAUCAUUCAAGUGGGUCUAUAUUACUAGACUACACUAGCAUUAUGGGUCAGGAAACUGGCCUAGUAUGAGUAGUUGAGGACUCGAGAUGGUGCUAUUGGUUCGUAUCUGCUUUAACACAACCUCUGUCUUUGAUAUAUUGGGAGGAGCAUGUUUUAUAAAAUUGAUUGAUCGACUCAAAACCACUGCACAAUUAAAAUACAAAUACACUCAUAGUUUAAUCCUUAUUCACAUUUUUAUGUUGGAUAUGUUAAACCAUUGCCUUGUUUGUUACUUAUUUUUAUUAUUAACUUAAUAUUGAUCACUUAUAUCAGGGCUCGACAUUAGCAGUGGCCCGGGGCAACUAAAAAUGAGAGUCGGGCCACCAAAACUUUGUAAAAGCCCACACUUGGUAGUCCACAUGGGCUACCAAAGUUUUGAUAAAUUAUUAAGUUUUCUAUCAGUUGUUUUAGGGCCACCAAAAAUUUAAAGUGAUGAUUUUGAUGGGCUGUAAGUGUGGAGCCUUGCUUAUAUGCUGAUUAGAGUAAGUGAUAGAACAGAAAACUAACCUCACAAACUUUUUAAUGCUUUUUAAACCAACAUUCCAAUUUGAAAAAUGGGUGUUGGACAAUCAAACAAGAUUUACUAUUUUAUGGAAUUUCUGGGUCCAUAAUUAUGGCCUUGUCAAAGUCCUAACACAUAAUCCUCAUUGGGUUACCAAUUAAAUGGUAUCGAUUCAUCCAAAAAGUAAUUCCAUUAAAAAAUUCUUCAGAUUAACAUUUUGAUUAGUUUUGUUUGCCAUGACAUACAUGUUUUGUGUGAACAAUUUUUUUUCUCGAAUAGUGAAGGGAAUUCCUUCUAUUUUAUUGGAACAGUCUGUUCUGUGGUCCAAACAUUUGCUUUAUGUAGGGGCCCUUUCAGAUAGCUAAUUACCAAUUUCAAAAUUUUGAAUAAAAGAAGGAUGUUCUCUCUGAUUAGAAAUGUAGACUGUACCCUUUCUGCAAAUGGCCCAUUCUUGCCAAAUGUGCAACACAAACAUAAAAUGGUUUGCAGUUAUGCCUAAAAUCUGUUGACGGGCGUUUGGCAUUCUCUUGAGAACUAAAUCCAGUUAUAGAUGUUGGCAGUGAUAUACAAACAUCCCUUGCAGAGGAUUAACAGUGUUUUUUCAUCAAAUUUAUUGAAAUUCUACAGGAUUAGCCUCUUUGGUCGACAUCAGUCUCGUCUUUCCAACCUCAAGCCAGACCAUAUGAUAUUUUAGUAUCAUUUCUAACCACAUGAAGCAUUGGUUAACUGUGCUGUUUAAGCAUAUGAUGCUAGUAAAAGUGUGUGUAGAUCAGCAGGCUGUAAAACAAACUGUUCUCAAUCUAUGCAUGAAUAGUGACAAUUUCUUGUGCUAAAUGAGAUGGUACUCCAAAUUUCCAUAUUUUAACAUAUAGAGAGUGUAUUCCCUUUAACACUGAUUAAAUUUGGAGAAAUAUUUAUAUAAUAUUGACUGGCCUUGAGGGGGACAUCAAAUAUAUUGCCGGCAACAGAAUCAUAUUGGCCCGAGUCUUUAGACGAGGGCAAUAUGGUUCUUUUAAAGGCAAUAUAUUUGAUAUUCCCCGAACAGAAGAGCCAUUCAGUAUUAUUAUUAUUUCCUGCAGCUGUAUAAUUUGUGAUUCAAGCUAAUAUUUGGAACAAUUUCUAUGACUAUUUGCUUGUCACAACUUCAGAUUUCAGAUUAUUUAUGAACUUGAUGAAGUAAUCCUUGCUAAUUGUUACUGCGCAGUCGGAUUGAAAGUAGAGAGCGAAAUAGGUUUUUUAUUUAGCUGCUAAAAUGCCUUGUAUAGGUAAUAAUGAAUAAUGAUUCAGAAACAAAUAGAAUAUUUCAAGCUACAAAGAUCAAAAUUUAGCUUAGUCACUGAUGGGACUCCUAUUGAUAAGAAAUCGAAUUUGGCACCCAAAAAAGGGUGAACAGUCAUGUGUAUUAAGGAUAGCUUUAUGAAACACCACCUAUAUUUAAAAAGAUACAUAGGGGUAGAGUUUCUAAAAUAGCCCUCAUGAUAAAAAAAGAGACCCUGCAUAUGUUCUACUCCUUAUAAGACUUGUACAUUGAUACAAACAGAAGUAGGAAAUUAGUCCCUGAGUAGAAAACAUCACAUUUUUUUUCUUGUAGAGAUCCUCCCUGUAUGAACAAUUUUUUUGUACUCUCUGAUAUUCUAUCUUUCUCUAACAGAUAUCUGUAUACCUGAUGCUUGUGAUCAGAUAUCAAAUAGAGUUGAUGUUCUGAAGACCAGCAUCUGUAUUCCAAAUGUUUUAAUUUAUCUUGUAUUGUCUUCUUUUUUUUCAUCUGCCUUUUCUUGAUUCUCUUGAUCUUCUUUUCCUUCAACCUUCUUUAGGGGCAGUGACAGUGGUGUUUUUUUGUGUGGAGGGGGGAGGGGCACGGUGAGCUAAAGGUUACUUCAAUUUUUUUUCUACAUAAGAAAAUGAGGUAUUACAUAGCUAUACAACCCAAAAUACUCUAUUCAAUAUUUUUUCCCCUUUUUUUUAUUUUUUAUUCUUGGUCCUUUUUUAUCCCUUUCAAUUUUCAGUCACUUGAAAAUCAUAGCGGUAGUCGCCAAAUGCUCUCCCAUGGAAAUGUCCCUGUCUGUCUUUUUUCCUCUUAUAUUAAUCUCCCCCCCCCCCCCUUUCUCAAACUUUUUUCUUCUUCUUGCUUUCUGUCUCUCUCUCUCACUAUGAGCUGUAUUUGUUUUCCAAUGAUUUUCAUGGUAAACAACUUUCUACCCAUUUUUCCCUCUUCUCUACAUCUCUCUUCUCAUUUUCCUUUAUUACCAUGUUUUUAUACUCUUUUGAUCAUCAUUUUGCAGAUAUUUUCCUCAUCUAACUUAUAAUCAUUAUUAGAUCUAUAUUCAGUGAAAUUCUAUUUUUGUACCUCUUGACCAAGAUAUUCUUGCUAUGUAUUACACUGUACUUUGUUAUGUUUGUGAUGUAUAUAAUUAUUAUGCAGUCUGCUUUAUUUUUAUAAAAGGGGGAAACUUCAUAACACUUAUUUCCAUUUCAUUUUGUUGUUACAUUAACUGAACAUAAACAAGCGAAGAAUGUCAAAUGCAAUUUUAGUUUAUGCCAGGGGUCGAUCUAAAUCUCCGAACUCAUACUCAAAUACCCUCUCACAAUGCCAACACCCCACACAACAAAAUAUGGAAUGUUAUAAUCUGAAUGAUUCAGUUUCUCUGUGCAAUAACUUCGCUUUUGUCUUAAAAUUUAUAAAUUCUCUUGUAUAUUCUUGUAUAAUAUAUAUGAUUCUCUGUUAUAUGUAUUAUGUGUUGAUUAUUGAGAUGUAUGUGUAUAAAAACAAUGGUCAUAUCAUUAAAAUACCAAUUUAGAACUUAUAA